Molecule: messenger RNA, 554 nt
Organism: Sinocyclocheilus anshuiensis
Lineage: Eukaryota; Metazoa; Chordata; Actinopteri; Cypriniformes; Cyprinidae
Product: nuclear export mediator factor Nemf-like
Exons: 4
Coding region: 129-380 (83 amino acids)
Biological process (GO): rescue of stalled cytosolic ribosome; ribosome-associated ubiquitin-dependent protein catabolic process
Cellular component (GO): RQC complex
Molecular function (GO): ribosomal large subunit binding; tRNA binding
Source: RefSeq, a predicted model, not a curated record
GCUUUAUAAUUAAAUAAACAAACACAAUCAUCAAUGACUUAUUAAUGAUUUCAUUGUUUACAUUUUUUUAGGAUGGUGAAAACAUUCUGGACUCGUUGACCGGUCUGCCUCAUCCGGACGAUGUGUUGAUGUUCGCGGUGCCGGUUUGUGCUCCUUACAUGGCGCUCUCCAACUACAAGUACAAAGUGAAAUUAACUCCAGGCACUCAGAAAAAGGGGAAAGCGGCCCGCACCGCCGUGCUGAGCUUCAUGCGCGGGAAAGACGCCAGCGCUCGAGAGAAGGAUCUCUUCAGGAGCAUAAAGGACACUGAUCUGUCCAGAAACAUGCCUGGUAAAGUCAAGGUUUCUGCACCAAACCUGUUAGCAGCAAAGAAGAAGUGAAGCUGUGGCUGCUGGAUGAUUUCGGCUGAGAGGCACUGAGCACAUCCCACAAUGCUUUCAGUCGCCUUCUGGAAGACUGAAUAUUUACAUUAUAUUGUAUACCAGAGAACAGUUUAAGCUUCAAGUUUGUUGGUUUUUUCCCUCAUCAAUUAAUUGCAUUUAAUAAUAAAUAAA